This is a messenger RNA of Oryzias latipes (Japanese medaka), 1140 nucleotides long. RefSeq names its product signal sequence receptor, delta (gene ssr4). Lineage: Eukaryota; Metazoa; Chordata; Actinopteri; Beloniformes; Adrianichthyidae. Gene Ontology annotation, cellular component: endoplasmic reticulum; membrane; endomembrane system. The record is from RefSeq and is a predicted model, not a curated record.
CAGAGUUUCCCAUAAUCCCACGCGGCACGUCCCUGCUGCGCAGGCGCAGAGGUAUCCCCGGGUUGCGCUGAGGUGGACUUUCUUCGUUCAAACUCAGUCACUGAACAUCUCGUCUGCACGACCUCAGAAACUACACACACGUUUGUAAACUUCACAAUGAUCCGGAUAGCUGCAUUUCUGACGUUGCUGGCGGCUUCCUGCUUGGGAGAAAGCUGCACAGAUCCAGUCAUCACCCCUUCGGCCUACACCACGUCUGACGCCGUGAUCUCCUCUGAAUCGGUGUUUAUCGUUGAGCUUGGUCUGACCUGUGCCAACGGCGCUCAGACUGUGACUCUGUAUGCUGAUGUCAAUGGAAGGCAGUUCCCUGUGACCAGAGGCCAGGAUGUUGGCAAAUACCAGGUUUCCUGGAGUCUUCCUCACAAACAGGCCAGCUCUGGAACAUAUCAGGUCAAGUUCUUUGAUGAAGAGUCCUACAGUGCCCUGCGCAAGGCCCAAAGAAACAAUGAAGAUGUAAAUGCCAUCCAGCCUCUAUUCUCCGUCAACAUUGACCACAGGGGUGCAUGGAACGGCCCUUGGGUGUCGACUGAAGUGGUCGCUGCCCUCAUUGGUAUCCUGAUCUACUAUUUGGCAUUCAGUGCCAAGAACACCAUCCAAGCGUAAAGUGAUCCACUUUUUAUGGACUGGAUUGAUAAAGACUGAAUGCUGGUGGAGCUCAACAUCUUACAACGUUGAAGGAAAACCAGUAUUAUAAUUUUUUUUGCCUCUUGACCAACUUUUUUGGAAAAAGAAGCAAAAAGUUGCAGUCUUAACAACUUUUUUAAGCGUUGUAUCCAGACUGUGUCUGUGUGCAAUCAGUCUUUUCAGUUUUCACACAAAUAAUAUCACAAAUGUCCCUGUUAGUGUCUUUUCUUCUUCUUUUUUUUUUUACAUUUUUGAUCAUUAAACUCGAGCAGAAGAAAUGUAGAAGACACACGGAGGUGACAGGAUGUCGGUCCUGCCUAAACCCUGUUUAUAAAUCCAGAGAAUGUUGACUCUUGAUGACCGUCAGGGACCUGAGGCCGGCCGGAAAAGGCUUCCUGUUUCACAGCUCUGCCAGAAAAAAAAGAAUAAAUGACUUGUUGGUUCAGCUCCUCUGUGAAA